Anopheles marshallii is the source of this 1929-nucleotide messenger RNA. RefSeq names its product putative ferric-chelate reductase 1 homolog. The coding region runs from base 16 to 1929 and encodes 637 amino acids. NCBI's taxonomy places the organism in Eukaryota, Metazoa, Arthropoda, Insecta, Diptera, Culicidae. The transcript is spliced from 7 exons. The record is from RefSeq and is a predicted model, not a curated record. Gene Ontology annotation, molecular function: oxidoreductase activity, acting on metal ions.
AGAUUCCCCGUCAACAUGUUACCUCUACUUUGCUUGGCCCUGGUGCUAAGCACGCUGGUUCCCUCGUUCGGGUUGCCAAACGGUGCGCCAACAUCGGUUUGUGACACUAUGCUACCAUUCCAUGGGGGAGGCAUUCCACCACUUACUACCAAGACACCGUUUCUCAUCACCCCUCAAUCGUCGGUGAUCGGUAGCGGGCAGACGCUCAAGAUCGAUAUCGAAUCGUUCCCGGCCAAUAUAGUGUUCAAGGGCUACAUGAUCCAGGCCCGUGCUGCGGAUCCACCUAACAACAUAGUCGGCCAAUUUGUGAACACGGAUACUGCCGCGAUCAAGCUGAUCGACUGCCAGGCUGAAGGAGAUACGGCAACACAUACCUCUACCAGCCCGAAACAGGAGUUGACGCUCGAGUGGGUCGCUCCGGACAAUUUCGUUGGUGAUGUGGUUUUUAAUGCGACGAUUGCACAGGAUUACGAUAAGUUCUGGGUUGGCAUACCCUCGGAGCGGGUGCGUGUGGUGGCUAGCUCAACAACGGUAGCGCCCGGAACGGCAUCAACCAAGCGUAUUACGACGACCACAACCGUACCACCCUAUCGGCCAGCACAAACCGCAGCACCAGUAGCAGCGGAUCCGAUCUACGAUGCGUGCGGGCAGAGUAAGGGUUGCUUCGGAUUCCCCGAGGGAUGCAUCGAUAGCAAGAACUGCCGUGCGGUGGCUACAAUCGCGGUAUUGGGAGCCCGAUACGUUUUUGAAAUGAAAGCAGGUUACAAUAGCCCAGCCUACGUUGCCCUUGGACUGUCUAAUGACGCCAAGAUGGGUGAAGAUUCCGUGAUCGAGUGCGUACCUGAACAGGGUACGGUUAAUGCUUAUGCCUCGUGGACAACAGUCGGACCAUACGGAUCUACACGUUUGGGUGUUCCACAAAACAUCUUCCAAGUAUUGGAAAAGUCUUACAAUGAAGGGGUGAUUUACUGCAAGGUGGAACGCGAUGCCGUCAGCAUGGUAAAGGGCAAGAAGUUUGAUCUUGUGAAUGACAAGUUCCAUCUGCUGAUAGCGGCCGGAUCAUCGGUGGAAUCGACGAAUCUUAACUAUCACGAUAUCGGCCGUCACGUGUCCGGCAGCCCACAAUCUUUGGCCGAAGUUGGACCGGUUCAGGGAUCUUCGAAGUUGCUGCUCCGUCUACACGGUGCCUUCAUGAUCACAGCGUGGAUCGGUACGGCUUCGCUCGGUAUUCUCAUCGCACGCUACUUCCGCCAGACGUGGGUUGGAAGUCAGAUGUGUGGCAAAGAUCAGUGGUUUGCAUGGCAUCGUUUCUUGAUGGUAGUGACGUGGGCACUCACAGUGGCUGGUAUUGUGGUAAUCUUCGUAGAGAUCGGUGGCUGGUCGCAGGUGCGUAACCCUCACGCCAUUCUGGGUAUAGUGACGACGGUCCUUUGCUUCCUGCAACCCAUCGGUGCCUUCUUCCGGCCACAUCCUGGUUCGAGCAAGCGGCCCAUCUUUAACUGGCUCCACUGGCUCGGUGGUAAUUUGGCGCACGUGAUCGCGAUCGUUGCCAUCUUCUUCGCUGUCCAGCUGCAGAAGGCCGAACUGCCCGAAUGGAUGGACUUCAUCCUUGUCGCUUUUGUCGCAUUCCACGUGUUCAUGCAUCUGAUCUUCUCCAUCUUCUCCUGGAUACAGAUCGGUGGCUGCGUAAGCGAGCGAAGAAGUGGCCAGCGUGUGACGUCCUUCCCAAUGGCCGAUAUGACGCCGUCGCGAAAUUCCAUGAGCUCCAGCGAACGAAAACAGGAUGCUGCAUUUUCGGGUUUCCGUAAGUCUAUGCUGUUCCUGUACAUUCUGAUUGUGCUCGGUCUGGUCAUCGCGAUGGUAGUGAUUGUCGUCUUGGCGCCAAUCGAAGCCGCUUACAAUAGUAUCAAGGAGCAGAUUAUGAACUAA